ACUUUUUCUGAACUGUUACUAGCGUGUGCCUUUUGGAAGGAAUUUGUAUGCCUCAUUCUAUCAAAGGUUAUGUUACAAUUUUGAGUUUAGAAAGGUAGGUGGGUUGGAAUCAAUGAAUGAUUGCUUUCAUUGCAAAAUAUUAACAAAUUUCAGCUCUGCUGUCUCUCUUCAUAAUGCUGAAUUCACAAGCUUCAGAGAGUCUGGUAGCUGUACUGAUUGCUGAUCGUAUGUUUCCUGCUGCAAGGAAGAUACUGGUGACCAGCAGAUCAUACUGGGAACUUUACCAUUGAAGGCAGAGUUCCAUACUUCAAAGAGGGUGAAAAUGCCAAAAGUUAAUUAUUGCUUAAAUUGUUUUGUAAAUGGGGAAGUAUAUUACAUAAAUAAUUUCAAAUUAAUGUUUAGCCUUUCAGUUCCCAGUAUUCACUGAGUACUGCUACUGAAUUCAGUGCUGAUAGUUGACUUUUUUUAAUUUAGGAAAUAAUCUUCCAUGGAAGUGCAUGUUAAAAAUAGGCUAGGGUGAGUUGGAGAGGGACUUCAGAGAAAGGAGAUCCAAAUCCUGAUGUGAAAUGAGUACAGAUUUCCACAAGCUCCUUUUUGACAUUUCUGAGGCUUUGGUCACAGAUGAACUCGCUGCUCUGAAGUUCCUCAGCCUGGAACACAUCCCCAUGAGGAAGCUGGAAGCCAUCCAGGAGCCCAAGGCCUUCUUCGAAGUGCUGCAGGAGAAGGAUAUGAUUGAGGUGGGGAGCCUCUCUUUCCUGAAGGAGCUGCUCUACCGGAUCAAUCGGAUGGACCUACUAGCUACCCAGCUGGGCUGCAGCCGAGAGGAGAUGGAGAGAGAGCUUCAGAUCCCAGGCAGGGCAAAGGUGUCAGCCUACAGGCAACUGCUAUAUGGAAUUGCAGAGGACUUGACUCCAGAAGAUGUCAGGAGCAUAAAGUUCCUGCUCCAAAAACAAAUACCAAAGAACAAGCUCCAGGAUAAUGCUUCAAUGUUGAAGGUCUUAGUGGAAAUGGAAAGAAACGGGAUAAUUAAAGAAGAUGACCUGGCAAUGCUGAAAGAUAUAUUAAAGGGAUUUAGAGCUGACAUAAAGAAAAAAAUCGAUACCUAUGAAGAAAAAAAAAAAGAAAAUUAUUCUAAGGAAAAACUCCACUAUCCAGUGUCUGUGUCUGUGCAUACAGCAGAACAAGGAGCAGAGGGGGAGACACCACACCUGCUUGUGGAAUCAUAUAAGAUGAAAAAUAACCCCCAUGGUUACUGUGUGAUUCUUAAUAACUACAUUUUUAAAAAUCCGUAUGAAGCCAGAGAAGGAACAGUGAAAGAUGGAGAGGCUGUGAAGAGGGUCUUUAAGUGGCUUCAGUUUGAGACAGUUGAGCACAUGGAUCUAGAAGCAAAGCAAAUGUAUGCAAAAGUUAAAGAAUACAGCAAAAAAGAUCAUAGUAACAUGGACUGUUUUGUUUGCUUCAUUUUUUCCCAUGGUGAAAAAGACAAAAUAAAAGGCGUUGAUCAUGAGCUUAUAAAUAUUAAAGAUUUACUCUCCUGCUUCAGUGGAUCUAAUUGUCCUUCUCUUGCUGGCAAACCCAAGCUGUUUUUCAUCCAGGCUUGCCAAGGCUCUGUAGGUCAUCCAGCUGUCACAGUAAAAGAAGACUUUUCCAGCCAUCUUGAGACAGAUGCUACCCCUCUGACUUCCAUUCCUGAUCAGGCUGAUAUUCUGGUUGGCAUGGCUACAGUGGAAGACUAUGAGUGCUACCGCUGUACAAAGACUGGCAGUGUUUACGUUCAAUGCCUCUGUGACAAGAUGGAGUUGCUUUGCCCACUCCGCAAGGAUCUCAUAACCAUCCUGACAGAAGUGAACAAGGAAGUGGGAAGAAGAGUAUUAAAUGGAUGGAAGCAGAUGCCAAAGAUAACAUCAACCCUACGGAAGCAAUUGAUCUUCCAAAUUCCACAAUGUUAGUCAACUGAAAAGUAGAAAAAUAGGAAUACACUCAGCUGGGAAUCACAUCUGGAAUGGGCUUCCACAGGGAAGAGAAUUUGCAAGAGAAAUGAUCUGAAUCUAUGUAGUUAGCCCCAGUCCUACCAGGGGCCAUGGGACCUAAAUUUUCCAAUCCCCUGUUUAAUCAGUCUCCUGACACCUGGAUCUGUAGCAGUCUGGUAAGGCCGUGGAGGAGUACAGAUCUGGCUUUCUGUCCUGCAGAAGCAGUGGAGUCUGUUCAGUCUGGGUUUCAAGAGAGGAAGCACUUCUAGAUAGUGUCAUUUUUAAGAGAUAUUGGAAAUGGCAGUGGAAGUCUUAUUUCUGUCCAAGUUGUUGUAAGUCCCUGAAAUCUGAAGAAAAGAACAGAUAGAUUCAGAAUGCUAGAUCCCUUCCCAGGGAGCAUGUGUAAGAUUGUUAACUGAUUUACCCAGAGGUGAAUCGCUGGCUGUCUCUGGAAGCUGUAUAAUUUUUCAUGGAAAAUAACAUCCCUGUCCAGAAGGACUGAAAAGGAUGAUAAUACAAGUUUUGUUCUUUUCCUCCAAAUAUUUAGUUUGCUUUAUAUUACUAAUUUACUUGGCUAAACAGUACUGCUGUUUAGGUUUUUUAAUAGUAAGGGUUCUAAUUGUGUUUUUUCUCAGAGCUCUUAGGGGACUGUUUUGAAUGGCUGUCAGCCUCUGGAAGGAAGGUGCUGCAUUAGAUCCACUGCUCUGAGAUGCCUUCUCCUGGCAACUGACUCUAGCUCCUGCGGACUCUUGUUUCUGUUGUAAUAAAUACUCUUUGUUUCACAUCA
This is a messenger RNA of Aquila chrysaetos chrysaetos, 2757 nucleotides long. RefSeq names its product caspase-8-like. Gene Ontology annotation, molecular function: cysteine-type endopeptidase activity; protein binding. Bases 567 to 1949 code for a protein of 460 amino acids. The transcript is spliced from 8 exons. Lineage: Eukaryota; Metazoa; Chordata; Aves; Accipitriformes; Accipitridae. Gene Ontology annotation, biological process: regulation of apoptotic process; apoptotic process; proteolysis. The record is from RefSeq and is a predicted model, not a curated record.